This is a messenger RNA of Dama dama (fallow deer), 1770 nucleotides long. RefSeq names its product solute carrier family 17 member 8 (gene SLC17A8). Gene Ontology annotation, molecular function: L-glutamate transmembrane transporter activity; neurotransmitter transmembrane transporter activity. Gene Ontology annotation, biological process: transmembrane transport; neurotransmitter loading into synaptic vesicle; monoatomic anion transport. The transcript has 12 exons. Gene Ontology annotation, cellular component: synaptic vesicle membrane; excitatory synapse. NCBI's taxonomy places the organism in Eukaryota, Metazoa, Chordata, Mammalia, Artiodactyla, Cervidae. The record is from RefSeq and is a predicted model, not a curated record. The coding region runs from base 1 to 1770 and encodes 589 amino acids.
AUGCCUUUUAAAGCAUUCGAUACCUUCAAAGAAAAAAUUUGGAAACCUGGAAAGGAGGGCGUGAAGAACGCUGUGGGAGAUUCGUUGGGGAUUUUACAAAGGAAAAUUGAUGGGACCCAUGAGGAAGAAGGUAACAUUGAGCUGAAUGAAGAAGGGAGGCCGGUGCAGACGUCCAGGCAGAGGCCCCCACUCUGUGACUGCCACUGUUGUGGGGUCCCCAAGCGCUACAUCAUUGCUAUUAUGAGCGGGCUGGGGUUCUGCAUCUCCUUUGGGAUUCGGUGCAAUCUUGGAGUUGCCAUUGUGGAAAUGGUCAAUAACAGCACUGUGUAUGUUGAUGGAAAACCGGAAAUUCAGACAGCACAAUUUAACUGGGACCCAGAGACGGUGGGCCUUAUCCAUGGAUCUUUUUUCUGGGGUUAUAUUGUGACACAAAUUCCAGGUGGUUUCAUUUCAAAUAAAUUUGCUGCGAACAGGGUCUUUGGAGCUGCCAUCUUCCUAACAUCGACCUUGAACAUGCUCAUUCCAUCUGCAGCCAGAGCGCAUUACGGCUGUGUCAUGGGUGUCAGGAUUUUACAAGGUUUAGUGGAGGGUGUGACAUACCCAGCAUGUCACGGGAUGUGGAGUAAGUGGGCACCACCUCUGGAGAGAAGCAGACUGGCUACAACCUCCUUUUGUGGUUCCUAUGCAGGAGCAGUGAUUGCCAUGCCGCUGGCCGGGGUGUUGGUCCAGUACAUUGGAUGGGCCUCUGUCUUUUAUAUUUAUGGUAUUUUGGGGAUUAUUUGGUACAUGUUUUGGCUGUUGCAGGCCUAUGAGUGUCCAGCAGCUCACCCAACAAUAUCCCAGGAGGAGAGGACCUAUAUAGAGACAAGCAUAGGAGAAGGAGCCAACUUGGGUAGUCUCAGUAAAUUUAAUACACCAUGGAAAAGAUUUUUCACGUCAUUGCCAGUGUAUGCAAUCAUUGUGGCCAAUUUUUGCAGAAGCUGGACAUUUUAUUUGCUGUUAAUAAGUCAGCCUGCUUACUUUGAAGAGGUCUUUGGAUUUGCAAUAAGUAAGGUGGGUCUCUUGUCAGCAGUCCCACACAUGGUUAUGACGAUCAUUGUGCCUAUUGGAGGACAAUUGGCUGAUUAUUUAAGAAGCAGAAAAAUUUUGACCACAACUGCUGUCAGAAAAAUCAUGAACUGCGGAGGUUUUGGCAUGGAGGCAACCUUGCUCCUCGUGGUUGGCUUUUCCCAUACCAAAGGGAUGGCUAUCUCCUUUCUGGUGCUUGCUGUAGGAUUUAGUGGUUUUGCUAUUUCAGGUUUCAAUGUCAACCACUUGGACAUUGCCCCUCGCUAUGCCAGCAUUCUCAUGGGAAUCUCAAAUGGAGUGGGAACCCUCUCUGGAAUGGUCUGUCCCCUUAUUGUGGGCGCAAUGACCAAGCAUAAGACCCGUGAGGAGUGGCAGAAUGUGUUCCUCAUAGCUGCCUUGGUGCACUACAGUGGCGUCAUCUUCUAUGGGGUCUUUGCUUCUGGGGAGAAGCAGGAGUGGGCAGACCCCGAGAACCUUUCUGAGGAGAAGUGUGGAAUCAUUGACCAGGAUGAAUUAGCCGAGGAGACAGAACUCAACCAUGAGAGUUUUGCAAGUCCCAGAAAGAAGAUGUCAUAUGGAGCCACCACCCAGAAGUGUGAAGUCCAGAGGAAGGAAUGGAGAGGACAGAGAGGAGUGAUCGUCAACGAGGAAGAGCUGACAUCCUACCAGAAUGAAGGGGAAAGCUUCUCAGAGGCAUCCUAA